Plasmodium adleri (nom. inval.) is the source of this 5130-nucleotide messenger RNA. RefSeq names its product conserved Plasmodium protein, unknown function. The transcript has a single exon. Bases 1 to 5130 code for a protein of 1709 amino acids. The record is from RefSeq and is a predicted model, not a curated record. Gene Ontology annotation, cellular component: cytoplasm. Gene Ontology annotation, molecular function: protein binding. Gene Ontology annotation, biological process: tRNA methylation. NCBI's taxonomy places the organism in Eukaryota, Apicomplexa, Aconoidasida, Haemosporida, Plasmodiidae.
AUGCUCAGUAAAUAUAAACGAAUUUGUUGUAAUAAUGGAUUAAGAGCUAUAUGUAUUAUAAAUAAAUAUAUAAUAUGUGUUUCAUUAGGAAAUAUUAUAAAGAUAAUAAAUGUAAGAAAUAUAAAUAUCUUAAUAGAUUGUGUAGUAUCUAGUAGUAGUCAUAUAUAUGGAUUCUGUUAUAAAAAAGAAUGUGAUAAAAAAUAUGGUAUGUUAAUAGCUCAUGGAGUACAUAAAAUAUAUAUUUUUAAAUUAUAUAUUGAUUCAACAAAUGAAAAAGGUUCAUUAAAGUUAUUAAAAAAAUAUUGUACAAAUAAAUGGAUUUUAAAAACAGCUUUUUUAAAAAGAGAAGAUGAUAUAAUUCUUUCAAAUUCUAUGGGUUUUACUUAUGAGAAUGAUAAAAAUGAAAAGACACAUAUAAAUAAAAUAAAUAAUAUAUCAAAUAAAUAUUCAAAAAAAAAAAAAAAAAAAAACAUUCUUAUCAUAUCUUUAAGUAAUGGAAGUAUUUUAUUCCUAGAUAUAUAUAAAGGUAUGAGUUCAUUAAAAUAUAAAUUUAUAGGUAUAUAUUUAUUAUAUAGUUCUGAUAUAUUUAUAAAAGAGAAAAAAAAAUGUUACAACAUAUAUGUGGUAGGAGGUACACCAUUUAAUAAAAUAUUAUUGUGGUCAUUUGAAAUUAAUAAAAAAGAUAUUACAAAAUAUUGGUGUCAUGAAAUAAAUAAAAAAAUAAAUAAAAUAAAUAAGAAUAAAAUUAUUAUACAAAUAAAACAUUUUGAAGAAUUAUGUGGACAUCGAGGUAUUAUUUUUAAAGUGAAAUUUUUUAAAAACACAAAAUAUAUCUGUUCAGUUUCUGAUGAUAGAGAAGGACGUAUAUGGUAUAGGAUUAAAAAUAUAGAACAUAUUAAGAAAAUAAAUAAAAUGAUAGAAAAAAAUAGAUAUAUGAUAGAUGAACCCAUUCAUUAUUAUAAUAAUUAUUAUUAUAAUUAUUAUUAUACAUGCAUAAAAAUAUUAACAGGUCAUAAUGCUAGAAUAUGGGAUAUAGAUAUAGGAAAAUUCAAAAAAAAAUUAUUCUUUUUUACAUGUAGUGAAGACUGUAUGUGUAAUGUUUAUUUUAAAAAUGAAAAUAAAUUUUUUAAAUAUUCAAAUAAUAAUUCUUCUACAAUCAGAUGUAUAUUAUAUCAUCCAUAUAUGAAUUUAAUUAUAUCGGGUUCUGACAAUGGUACCUUACAUAUUAAACCCAUCAGCUCCUUUUUUUUAGAGAAGCAGAAUGUUUCAGACGAUCUAAAAAAAAAAAAUAAAAUAAAUAAAUAUGAAACUAAUAAAAAUAAUAAUGAUAAUAUUUUUGUAGGGGAUCAUAUAUCAAACAGAGUUUGUUAUAAUAAUACCAUGAUUGAAGAUAAAAAUUAUGAUAAAAAUAAAGAUGUUUAUAAUUCUUUUGCAUCAAUAAAUAUGUAUGAAGAAAAUAUUAUAAAAGAAAACACUUGCAUGGAAUAUAAAAAGAAUGAUAUACAAAAAAAGGAUAUCAUCCAUUUUUUUGUAGAUGAAUUAAAUAAUAUUAUGAAAAAGAAAAAUGACUGGAUAAGAUCUGUAGAUCAUGCAAAUUUAUAUGAUGUAAUUAUUUGCACAAAUUUUGGAAGUAUAUAUAUUUUAAAAACAAAAGAAAAAAAUAAAAAGUUAUUUUUAAUAUAUGAAGAAGAACGAGAGAAUUAUUUAUUGACAUGUUUAACUUUUUUUGGAACUCAAUGUAUAUGUUUAGGAUAUAGUAAUGGUAAUUGUUGUUUUGUUAUAUUGAAAGAGGAUUAUGAUAAUUAUACAAAUUGUAAGAAUGAAAAUAAUAUAACAUAUAAUAAAGAUAUCAAAGAUAUAAAAGAUAUAAAAGAUAUAAAAUAUAUAAAAGAUAAAGGGCAGGAUAUUAUAUUUUAUGAAUCUCAAUUUAUAUCUGAUGAAAAGAAAAAUUUACAAUCAACAUAUUUCCAAUGUUUUAAUCAUCGUAUAAGUGAAAUGUUAUUAAUACCAUUAUCAUGUGUCAGUUAUUAUCAUAUCAUUGAUAAUGUUUCUACAAAUGGGGUGAGAGAAUAUAUUGAUCAUGUCUUGUAUUUGCGUAUGCGACAAAGUAAACAAAAUAAAGAAGAAAAGGUAAUAAUAAAAGAAAAAAUAAUAAAAAAAAAAAAUAAUAAUAAUAAUAAUAAAAAUAAUAUUAGUCGUAGUAACAGCAGUUGUUGUAGUAGUUCUUGUUCAUAUGAACAAAUUUCAGAAAACGUAGAAAGAGAUUUAGAUCAUCCUUCCAAUUUUUUUUUUCAAAUUAUAUAUAAUCAUAAUAUAUCAUAUAUAAAUCAUAUAUCUUACACACACACAGAACAACAAAAAAAAAAAUUAGAUGAUUCCUCUCAAAUAAUACCUCUAUCAUUUGUUCUACCUAUAAAUAUAUUUUUAUUGAUCAACUUUGAUCAUACUGGAAGUAUAAAAAUUUUUAAUAUCGAAAUUUAUAAAAAUAAAAAUGUAGAAAUUCAAAAAAUGUGUGAUACAAUUAUUGACGUAAAAAAUAAGAAAUCAAAAAUAAUAUGUGUUAAUUAUGUUUUAAGACAGAAACAAAUAAAAAUGAACAAAAAAAAUUUUAAAGAAAUAAAUAAUAUAAAUAAUGUACAUCAAAAAAUAGGUAUUUUAUUAUUUGUAGGAGAUGAAUAUGGAUGUAUUUUUAUACUUUAUAUUAAGAUACCUAUACAUAUAGAUGAAAAUAAUAAAAUUAUAUAUUAUUUUAAUAAAGCUUGUAUUAAGUCCAAAGAAAAAUUACGUGUUCAUAAUAAUAGAAAAGUAUUCGAUAUAAAAAUUAUUGAUCAUUGUAUAUAUUCAUGUGGUCAAAAUGGUAAUAUACUUAAAUAUGAAUUAUAUAAAGAUGAAAGAAAAAUAUAUACUUUAUAUAAAUUAUGUUUAAUUAAAAUACCUUAUUAUUCUUCCAUAUAUAAAAUAUUACCUACUAUUUAUGAUAUAAAAAGUUAUACAUAUCAUACAAAUCUUUAUUGGAAUACCUUCACAAAGAAAGAGCAUCACAACAACAGAAAUGAUAAUAAUAAUAAUAAUGAUAAUUAUAAUAAUAAUAAUAAUGAUAAUUAUAAUAAUAAUGAUAAUUAUAAUAAUAAUUGUAAUAAUAAUUGUAAUUAUAAUAUUUAUGGUGUUCAUCAUAAUGUAUCUACCCUCAUGUAUGAAGAUCAAAAAAAAAUAAAUAACAUGCACGAUAAUAUCUUCAUUUGCUGUUUCAAAGAAAAACAAUUUGUCUUAUAUAAUAUGAAAAAUAAAACAGAAUAUUUAUCUGUUGAAUGUGGGGGGUUUAGAAGACCAUUAAGUGUAUAUAUGAAAGGUCUUUCAAAUACAUCAUUAACUUUUUCUUUAUGUUAUUGUAAAGAAAAGAAUAUAUUUUUUUAUUUUAAAAAUAUUAAUAACAAAACAAAUAAUAUAAUACCAUAUGAACAAACAUAUUAUAAUUCUGAUUUUCAUACAAAAAAUGUUUCUUGUCUUUUAUGGUUUGAUCAAAAUUAUUUUUGUACAUGCUCAGAGGAUGGCGUCAUCAAAUUAAUGUAUAUAAGUAAGAAGAAAAAGAUAAGCAACAUAGAACAUAUAGAAAAAAAAAAUAAAAAUAAUAAAAAAAAUAAACAUGUAAACGUCAAUAAUUUGAAUAAUAUAAAAAAGGACAAUACAUCUAAACAUAAUAAUAAUAAUAUUGCAUCCACGUUUAAUAACUAUAAUUACAAUAUAUAUCACAAAAAAAAAAAAAUGAAUCAUUUAAAUUACGAGUUAAGAAUUAUUCAAAAUGUCUUUAAUCAUACAGAACCUAUUUUUUAUAUGUCCUUUUUAAAAAAUCCAUUUUAUUUUUCUAAAAAAUUUAAAUUGUUUAUAUCAGUGGGUGCAAAGAAUUCUGCAAAUAUUUUUUAUACAUUUAUUCAUAAUGAAAAUAUAAAUGUGAUAAAUACAGAAAAGCAAGUCAACAACAACAAUGAUGAUAAUAUAAAUAUAAAUAAUAUAAAUAAUAUAAAUAAUAAUAAUAAUUUAUUAAGUAACAAUAUUAUUCUUAACAAUAUAGAUUAUUCAAAUGACAAUGCACCUAUCAUUUAUCAUUUAGAAAAAUUAAGAACUCAACAAUUUUCUAGUAACCUAAGAUAUUUAUGUGUACAAGGUUUUUUUAAUAUUAUUUCUAAAGUUGAAUAUACCUAUCUUAUUCAAACUAAUAUAUUUAUUGGUACAUCGAUAGGAUAUAUAUUUCAUUACAGUGGAUUAUAUGAAUUUAAUAUUUUUAAUAAAAUCAUCUUCUCAAAAAUUAUAAAACGUGCAGAUGUUAUAUCUACAUAUAAUAUGAACAGUACAAUAUUGUCAUUAAACUUGAAAGUAAUAUGUGUCAAUAAAAAUUAUGAUGAUGUAAAUGAAAAAAAUAAUAUGUGUGAUAACAAACAUAUUUGUGAUGAAAAUAAUAUUGUGUCCUUAAAGAAUUCUCCUUUUUCUUCAAGAAAAGAAAAUAUAUUAAACGAUAAUAUAUUUAUAAUCAAAGAUAAAUAUAAAACAAAUCACACAAAAUAUAAACCAAUAAAUAUAUUAUUGUGUGGAUUAAAUAAUGGUAUAAUUAUGAUUUAUUAUCAGUUUGAUAUAACAUUGAAAUUAUUAGAAAAGAUUCAUGUUCAUCAAAAUGGUGUAAAUAAAAUAUGUGUUAAAAAAAAAAAAAAAAAUUACUUACAAAUAUAUACAUGUUCAGAUGAUCAAUCUAUAAAUAUAUUAAUUUUUAAAAUGAUAUAUACAACAAAUAAUAAAUUAAAAAAACUUAUCUUAAUACAAAAUACAAAAUUUACACAUUCACAUCUAUCAUCUAUUAGAUCCUUAUAUAUGUUUUCUAAUUAUCUAUUAAGUGUAUCAUGGGAUCAAUAUAUACAUAUAUGGAAAAUACAAAAAAAUCAAAACAAUAAAUAUUUUAUAAAAAAAAUAAGACAAAUUAAAAUAUCAGUCUAUGAUGUUUCUUGUAUAAAUUCUUUUGUAAGAAAAAAAUAUAAUAUUAUAGAAAACAAUAAAAAUAAAAUUAUUGAAUAUAAAGUCUAUCUAUGUGUAUCAGGAAUAAAUGGUAGUAUGGAAUUAUUCCUUCUCAAGCUUUUUACAUAA